AUGGGACCUCGUCACUCUAAACCGAAGCGAAAGAGAAAUUCUAUCUCAGUAGCAAACAAUUAUGGCUCUGGUAGCUUAAGGAAAGAAUACGAUUUUGAUAAUCCUUAUAUGAUUCCAAUAAAUGAUACGCAAAUCGAUCGCAUGCAAACACAACAUCAUAUUCUAAGAACCAUAUGUAAUGGGAACUUCUUGUCGCCCAUCAAAGAUAAAUUAAAGGCAGGGAACUUUAAAGUACUUGACUUUGGUUGCGGAACAGGCACAUGGCUAUGUGAUGUGGUUUGUCUCAUUUUCUUUUUUAUGUUUUCAUGUGGUCUUCAUAUGGUCUUCAUAUG
Molecule: messenger RNA, 332 nt
Organism: Dentiscutata erythropus
Lineage: Eukaryota; Fungi; Glomeromycota; Glomeromycetes; Diversisporales; Gigasporaceae
Source: the annotation of a GenBank genome assembly